Messenger RNA from Cladocopium goreaui, 1090 nucleotides. The record is from the annotation of a GenBank genome assembly. Lineage: Eukaryota; Dinophyceae; Suessiales; Symbiodiniaceae.
UUGAAGCCUGUUUUCUUGGUCAAGUGGCUAACCUUUGAGCCGCCGUUCAGGGACCACAUGGCAAUUAUCGAUGGUCGUUUGACUGUUUGCUCUUCAAGUACGUCCGCUUCGAUCACAUUUGACUACAAUGCUGACAGCGGCAUCCCUGGUCCGUCCUGUGUGGUUUGUGGUGAUCCCAUUCGAGUUGGCAAGGCAGCUGCGGCCAUUGAUAUGAGCAGCCAUGGGGCGCUGUGCAAGCUUGCAGCGGAUCCAAGGCAUGGAGAUGCCCUCUGCUGCCAUAUCAUGCACGCAUGGUGCGCGGAGUAUUUGACCGAUUCGUUGUGCCCGGGUUGUACAGAUCCAGCCAGCCCCACAGCAGACACAGCGCAGAUUCCUUUGCCACCGAUUAGGCGCAUCGGCUUUGAUGUUGGGGGAGUCAUUGUGAGACACCGCGAGGACAUGGACUUGGACUCUGGAGUGGACACAGCUGGGCUGUUAGGAGAUGAUUAUUUGCAUGCACAGGCCACUGCGGGUGCGCUGGAUACACUCGCAGACGUGGUGAAAAAGCUUGGGCGUGAGAACGUGCACAUCAUCUCCAAAUGUGGAGCAGAGACUGAGGCCAGGACACUUGAGUGGAUGGAAUACUCUGGCUUCUUUGAGAAGACAGGGAUUCAAAGACAGCAUGUGCACUUCUGCCGGGAUGUGAAGGACAAGGCCCCCCUUGUAGCCAAGCUGAAGCUGGAUGCCUUCGUUGAUGAUCGGAUUGAUGUGCUGAGGCCUAUGCUAUCUCUAGUUGGGGUACGCCCUUUGCUCUUCAUGCCAAAACAAGAGACACUUGGGCAAUCGCCAGCAUUUUGGAUACCGAGAAUCGAAAAGCUGGCUGGCUGGGAAAGUGUGCGCGCACUUUGCCUUGGCCUGGGUACAUGAUCUAGUUCAGCGAUUGAGGGAACUUUAGGGUUGAGAGUUUUUUUUCGACUGGAGUUUGCAGAACUCGUAUGCUGAAUGCCGCGCUGGGCACAGUGAUGUACAGUUGGGUUAUGUUGAGUUUAUAUAUGUACAGUCUCGACCGAUCUCGACCACGUUGUUCGCAGAUGGGGCACCAAAGAACAAA